UAUAUGUUUGGCUAUUAAAUAUGACAUUGCAUUUUUUCUCUUUAUAUAUUUAAUUGUCUCUUCUCCUCUGUUCCAAACUCCUCUGCUCAAUUAACAAUAGCAAAGCAAUUAAUUUAGAAUUAUGGGUCUCUCAAACUUCCCCUAUGCAGCAGAAGGAGUUGUACCUGUACUUGUGAUGAACACAGUUCUAUCCAUGGUACUAUUAAAAAACAUGUUCAGAUCCAUGCUUCAAGUAGUUCGUUGCACAUCAUCAAUCACUAAUAAUUCUCCAAAUCUUGAUGAACAAGAACAACAAGAGUAUUACUCCCAAGAGAAUAGUAAUAAUUCAAGGGAAAGGAGGGUGUCAAUAACACAUUACAAGUCAUUGUGCUACAACAGGACAAGUCCUAUGAUGGUAGAGUGUUGUGUGUGUUUAUCUGGUUUUGAAGCAACUCAAGAGGUGAGUGAGUUGCCUUGCAAGCAUUUCUUCCAUAGAGGUUGCUUAGAUAAAUGGUUUGAUAACAAACAUAGUUCUUGUCCUUUAUGUCGUUCUAUGGAAUAAUAAUUAAUUAGUUUGAGGUUAAUUAAUUAGAGUUUAAGUUUUAUUAAUUAAUUUGUUGUAGUGUUAAUUACCAUUUGCUUCAUUACCAUGUCCAAUUGGGAAAAGGAAGUGACAAUUAAUUUCUUUUCUGUACUAUUUUUUAUUUUAUUUUAAAUUUUAUGUUAA
Messenger RNA from Trifolium pratense (red clover), 706 nucleotides. Its product is annotated as probable E3 ubiquitin-protein ligase XERICO. Gene Ontology annotation, molecular function: zinc ion binding. Bases 122 to 541 code for a protein of 139 amino acids. Lineage: Eukaryota; Viridiplantae; Streptophyta; Magnoliopsida; Fabales; Fabaceae. The transcript has a single exon. The record is from RefSeq and is a predicted model, not a curated record.